Caenorhabditis sp. 36 PRJEB53466 is the source of this 517-nucleotide messenger RNA. Lineage: Eukaryota; Metazoa; Nematoda; Chromadorea; Rhabditida; Rhabditidae. The record is from the annotation of a GenBank genome assembly.
AUGAAGAUUCACGAGAUUUUCAAUUUGUUCAGCGGCAGGUAUGAUUUUUUGAAGCGAGAACAUUGUAGUCGUACUUCCGCUGCUUGGUGUUUGGAAAAAGAUACAAACAUUUCAGACGUUCUGACAUCCCAUACACGAGUCUAAACCGCAAGAAGCAGCCAAUGUCCUCCGAAGAGCCGAAGGUGGAGGAAAAGAAGACGAAGCAGAAGGAAAGCUUUUUUGACGAAAAAGUUCCGUCGCCGUUCAAAGAACUGCAGCAGCAGCUUAGAAAGCCGGAGGGAGGUCAGUUGGCCAGUCUCGGACUGCUUUGCGUCGCCAUGUCCCUGGCAGGACUCCCUGUACUCAUCGAUACCAAGAUGUCAGAUCCUUCUCAAGAAGAGUCCGACGGUUCAUCAAAUCCACCAAGACCCAAUUCCGCCUGAGGUACAACUGCUUUGUUUUUUUUAAAAUAAAGUGUGUAAUUUUGAUUUUCAGCUCAGCCAGCCAGCAGAACCUCACACAUCGGCUCAUCCAGUGA